Molecule: messenger RNA, 2025 nt
Organism: Cladocopium goreaui
Lineage: Eukaryota; Dinophyceae; Suessiales; Symbiodiniaceae
Source: the annotation of a GenBank genome assembly
AUGAAUGGAAUGCCAAUGAAUCAACAGUUUCUCGGGCCCCAGGGUCCAUGCCAGGGUCCAUGCCAGGGUCCAUGCCAGGGUGCACCAUUUCAGCAGAAUCCACAGACCAAUGGAAUGCCAAUGAAUCACCAAUUUCCUGGGAUGAAUGGAAUGACUUCAAAUCAUUCGCAGGGUUUUCCCGCGCCUCAGCCUACGAUGGACGCGACGAGUCAGCAAGGGGUACAAGGCUAUGGGACUACCGGGAUGGCUCCAAACCACUCGCAAGGCUUCCCUGGUGCGAACCAGCCUCCAAUGUCGCAAGGGCAACCAGGGCAACCAGGACAACCAGGGCAAGCAGCGCAACCUCCAAACUACAUGAUGAACAGUCCCCCGCCAAAUGUGGCAGCUGGUCAGCCGCAGAACCAGCCUCCAAUGUCCCAAGGGCAACCUCCAAACUACAUGAUGAACAGUCUUCCGCCAAAUGUGGCAGCUGGUCAGCCGCAGAACCAGCCUCCAAUGUCGCAAGGGCAACCAGGGCAACCAGGACAACCAGGGCAAGCAGCGCAACCUCCAAACUACAUGAUGUCUGGAGCAAUGCCAAGUCCACACUUCAUGGCUUCAGGCCAACAGAUCCCACAACCUCAAGCGCCUCAUGGGCAUGGGCGAUGGGGACGUGCUACGAUGAAUUCUGGAAUGCCCCAGAGCCAAUCACAAGGCUUCCCAUCUCACGGUCUUCAGGGCCAACAGAUGAAUGGAAGCGACUACCGCGGCACAUCUGUUGGCGCGCCGCCUGCUGCUCAGACUAGUAGGCCGCCUUCUCAAGCAGGGCCGCCUCAGUUUGGCUCCGUCAGGUCCUCCAUGUCUCGGGUAUGCGUGAAUCAGGGCCCUACACCUGAGGGCUUCUUGCCGAAGGGUGGUACGAGCCAAGUCAGUGGAAUCAGUGGACGGAGCGCGCCUCGGACCCGCGACACCACAGGAAACCAGGAGAGGCCUUCUGUCCCUCGACCUUCUGUCCCUGCUGGACCCACAGGGGUACCGACAGGGUCUGCUUGCAAUGGAACCACGCCUCCAGCAAAGCCUCAAGCGAGGCUGCCGGAGGAAGAUGACAGCGAUUCUGAUGAUUUGAUCCUGGUUCGAACAGAUACUACGAAGAAAUGGGGUUUGUCAAUGAGAAAUCCUGGACCACGUGCAGCAGGAGUUGUGGUUAAUGAAAUCAGAGAAGCUACUCCUGCACACGAAUGGAAUUGCGAAGUGCCACUGAAACCAUGGCGGAUCAAGAAAGAAGAUGUCCUCCUGGCCGUGAAUAGUGAAGUUGUCGACGUAGCGAAUUACAAGGAAUGUCUGGCACAGGCAGGUCUCUAUGUGACUUACCGAGACCAGAAAAGCCCCAAGCCCCAGUGGACCCAGCGCAAAGCUGAGGAGGUCCUACCCACCAUAGUUCCCUCCUCGUCUGGCACGGCAAGUGGAUGCUGCGACCUGUCGAUACCGCCUGAACCAAUUGAUGGCGGGCAUCGGAUGGCCUCGGGAUGCGAUCUUUGGGAAGCUGUUUCAACUAUCCGGGAGCGGCGUCGUUCAAAUGAUGAAGCUCGACUUAGUCCUUUGAUUGAAAGCAGCAGCAUUCUUGAAGGAGAUGACAGCGUGUGGGCGGAACGUGAAAGAGCAGCAAUGGCAACCAAGGAGGAAUUGGCCUUACAUGUUUGGGACUUGGAGAAGACCUACCAGCGUUGGGCGAGUUGCCGUUCCCCCAAGCGGGCAGUGCGAGGCCGGCGAAAAAGGUGGGAUUUUCCAGUGCGGCCAAGCAGCGUCAUGUCCCGUGAACUCACCGCAUUUGCAGCGCAGUUUCUGCUGAAAUGCCUCGGAGAAGAAGACUUCUCAGAUAGCGAUGACCCUGACAUUUCAGGCCCGACAAGCGAUAUGGAUGUGGCGAAGAGGAGAGGUCUUACCCCAUUCUCAAUGAUUUUCAAUAUCUAUCCACAACAUGUUUUCACUUGUUUUCAAUUGUAUCCAAUUUUUUCAAUGGUUUUCCAUUGUUCAAUCUGUUCAUAG